Molecule: messenger RNA, 3039 nt
Organism: Saccostrea echinata
Lineage: Eukaryota; Metazoa; Mollusca; Bivalvia; Ostreida; Ostreidae
Product: RE1-silencing transcription factor-like
Exons: 2
Coding region: 60-2828 (922 amino acids)
Biological process (GO): regulation of DNA-templated transcription
Molecular function (GO): RNA polymerase II cis-regulatory region sequence-specific DNA binding; DNA-binding transcription factor activity, RNA polymerase II-specific
Source: RefSeq, a predicted model, not a curated record
UUGUCUUAUGCUUACUGAAGCUGCCCCGUAUAAAAAACACGAGUCAAAUAUUCAUAAAAAUGGAUGAAGAAAGUAUUUCCAAACACAAUAUGCCAAAGACAAUUCACUCAAUGGGUGAAGAAUUUGUCAUUGAAAUCAACUCUGAUUACAGCGAAGAGGAGGGGGAGGAAGAAGAGGAGGAAAACAGCAGUGUUAGGGGAGCAGAACACUGUGAUGAGACAGAUUCUAUGCAACCGUGCACUGCACAACAAAAUCCUUCCACUGAAGACCAAAAUAAUGUCUGUCCACAAGCAACAAAGACUGCAAAAGUGUCUAGUCCAAUAAAGAUAGGAAGAGACUUGGCCGGUAAGGUGAAUUUUAUUGGUUUGGAGCCUGCAGAUGAAAGUCCGUCUUCUGCUGAAUUGGAGAAUGAGGAGCCUUCAGGACUUGAAAAUAUUAAGAUUGUAAAUGUUUGCACCCUUGCCCAUGAUUUUGAAGAGGAUACCACAGAAGACAUGGGGAUAAUGGACCCAAACUCGAAACAGGCCAUGAGACCAGAAGAAGGUAUCCCACAAGAUUCUGUUUCACCCACCACACCAAACAUGAUUAUUGUCCAGGAGCAUCGAUCACAAAGUACCCUUUCAGUGAUGCUUGUAUGCAAGUUUUGUCAUCAGCUUUUUCCUACUCAUGAGGCUUUAUAUUACCAUGCUAGACAUCACAGAAACAUAGAAGAUGAACACUCCGUAAACAAGCACUUUCACCAGCAAGUACCUGUUGAAAAAUCACAGGGGAAUGAAAUGAAGAAUGAGAGUCCAGUUCAGCAAAGUGUUCGUGAAUCUGUUCAGAAAAAAAGAAAGAGUGAUGAGCAAGACACUUCUGAACAAAAACCAAUGAAAAAAAUGAAAAGAAAAUCCCAAGGACUUGCUGUUGAGGAGAACAAGUGUGAAAAAUGUGGUAAAAUUUUCAUGAAAGAUUAUCAAUAUAAAACACAUAUUUUAUUGUGCAAAGGAAAGACAAGCAAAAUGGCAACUUGUUUUGAAUGCAACAAAAUGAUUCCAGCACACGAAGAAUAUGAACAUGCUUUGAAAUAUCAUAAUGUAGUGUGUCAAAUAUGUGGCCAUAAUCUGAUGCAAGAAUCUCGACUAAAAUCACACAUGAAGCUUGUGCACAAGAUUUCUAAUGAUGAAAAGGUUAAAAAAUCAACUGAAAGAAAGAAUGUUUUUCUUGUUGUUGAACAAGCCUAUUACAGAACAUGCAGCUGUGGCAAAGCAUGUGGGUCAUAUGAAGAGUAUCAGGAACAUAAGAAAAAACACAGAGCUGAUAGAAAAACAGAAAUGGUGCCUAAAGAGGAAGAAAAUGAGAAACCAGAGGAUGAAGAAAAAACUGAACAGAAUCAAAAUGAUUCGGUUGAAAUAAAAUGUGAGAAGUGUGGUAAAAUCUUUUUAUCAUCUUACCAUUUAGAGAGCCAUCUGAAAAGAUGUUCCGCCACGGCUGUUAAAAUGAUGCUAUGUGAUAUAUGUGAAAAGCUGGUUCCUAUGGAUGAACAUAGAGAGCAUGUCUAUUCUCACAGAAUUGCGUGUGAACUAUGUGGCAAAAUUUGUAUGGGAGAAAGGCACCUUCAGCGCCAUCAUUGUUUGGCAAAACAAAAGAUGAAAGAAGAAGCUGCCAGAAAAGAAAAGAAAACCACUUUGGAGUCAUUUGUUUCAGAAAGGAGUAAAACCUUGAAGAUGGAAAAACUCAGGAAGUCUAUACUUUUAGCUAAAAACUUGAAACGAAAAUUAACAGCAGAACAGGAAGAGUUUUUAUUAAUGGAAAUGAAUGGUAAAAAACUGGAAUCUCAGAACUUGAGCAGUGAAGUAACAGAUCGUGAAGUGGUAAAGGAUCCUGUUGUAAGUGAUGUCGAGAAAGCAACAUCAGUUGUUGAAAAAAGUGCAAUCAUUCCAGUACAGUGCAAGAAUGAUGAAGAUGACAGAAAUGAUAUUUUUGAUUCAAUUUCUUCUAAAGAAGAGAAAGAGAAAGAUAAGACAGUUAUUGCAGCAGCUUUAAGUUGUAGCCAAUCGGAGAGCAAUCCGGAAAAAGAUGAUAGCCAUGUUUCUUUUAGAGUGGGGUCUGAAGGCAGCAACACUGAAAAAAAUGUGAAUAAACAAACAGACAUAAAAAAGGGAGGUAAAAGAAAAAGGAAGAAGUACAAAAGAGGGAAACUUCUGGGGCAGAGAAGAAAACAAAGAAUUAGGGAGGAGAAGGAAGAGGUGCAUGAGGGACAGGACAUUGUGGCCUUAGCUCUAGCUGUAAUGGAAAGGAAGUGUGAUGAAAUUGAUGGAUGUAAUGUUUUAAUGGCAGCAGAAAGUCAUUCUCAAGAAUCAGCUGCUGGAGAAGAACAAAGUGUUAAAAAGACAAUUAGGAUAAAUCCCUCCCCAAAUGAUAUUUCAAAGGGAGCAAAAAGACUCUCUCAAGAAUCAGAGAAUGAAGGGGAAGAGAAUGCCAAAACACAUGAAGACGUUCAAAAUUCAGCAUCAAAGUCUAGUCUAGAGGAAAACAUUGUCAAUUCAGAAGAAUCUAAAGUAACUUAUGUUGAAAUUUUAAAAGAAAGUGGAAUACCAACUUCUGAACCAAUAGUAAAUUCUUCAAUGAUAAAAGUCAAUUGGGUAAUAAAAUCUCACCUGGAUGACUGGCUAAUGCCUGCUUCACAGUCUAAUCAAAAUCCACAAGCGUGGAUCUGUCGCCAUUGUGGAAAACAACUCAAGACUAGAGAAGAGGGUUUGAAUCAUAUGAUUGAAUACCAUCCAGCUAACAAGACAACCAAAGAGAUUGUGAAGGAAUUGAACAGAUCUAGAAAUUAUAUUUAUUGAGAGAAAAAAUCUCUAUAUAUGACAGGAUGAUAAAGUGAUUUUUUGAAAAGUGUUUGUAUGAUUUAAAAAACCUAAAUGUGUUCACUCAUAUUCAUGUACUGUAAAAGAGAUGUUUUAAUGAGUAUCUUGUUGCAGUUGACUUAUUUUCAAGUAAGGUUUAUCACAUUAAACAUUUAAUUUAGUUGUGUACUAAUAGAUUGUUUUCAGUGUA